Molecule: messenger RNA, 6814 nt
Organism: Paramecium primaurelia
Lineage: Eukaryota; Ciliophora; Oligohymenophorea; Peniculida; Parameciidae
Source: the annotation of a GenBank genome assembly
AUGUUUUUGUAUUUAAAAUCUUGCAUUCUCUUGAUUUUUCUUAUUAACCAAGUUGUUUCAAAUUGGAGACUUGUAGAUUACAGUUUUACAGAGGAUGAUAUAUAUGAAAACAAUUGGAAAAUGAGAGAUGAUUGUGACAGUUCUUCUGACUCUUCAUUUUAAUAAGAAGCAUGUGGAUAAAAUUAAUUGUCUUAUGUUAGUUUGAAGAAAAGUAGGAGAUUGUUAUUAAAAUCAUUUAACUAUAAGAGCUAUUAAGUUUAAGUAAUUCUUGAUGUCUUUUUUGGUUUUGCAGAUGAUAAUAAAAAUUCAUGGAUAAAAGUUUUGUAUGAUAGCAAUAUAGCAUCAGAAAAUGAAUAAUAACUUUAUAAAAGAGAUUAUAAAGAUGAUGAUCUAACUUAAAAUAGUAUUCGAAUUUGUAAUGACACUUCAAGUUCAAGUAGAUUUGAAUUGAAAACUAUUGUAAGUACUAUUGGAAAUUCAAAUACUAAUAGUUUUACAAUAAAAAUAUGUGUUGAUCCUGAAAAGGAUUACAUGAGAUUAGGAAUUAGAAAUAUUUUAAUCUUUGCUAACACUUGCCAUCCAACUUGUUUAACAUGCAAUGGUCCAUUGGAAACUAAUUGUUUAACAUGUUUUAAUGCUUAAAGUUUAUCAGGAGGUAAAUGCAAAUGUAUCUCGAAUUAAUAAUUUUCUGAAACUUAUUUAGGUUGUCGAUAAGAAUGUGAAAGAGAUAAUUCAAUAGCUCGUUAUGAUAAAAUUUGUGUAGAAGACAAAAGAAUAAAAUCAAAAUUUACCCUGUUUGAAAAUAAUAAUAUACCAUAAUCAAAUUAUUACAGAUAUUCACCUCUUGUAUUUCAAGAAGAUAAAUUUCAUACAAAAAACACAGAUUUAAUUUAUGAAAAUUGUAAUGGGAUUAGCUUCAUAGGGAAAUUUUAAUUUAGUGAAGGAAUGAUUUAUUAAAUGAGUUUAGAAAAUGUAGCAAAAUUUUUAAGAAUUCGAAUGACAUUUUAUUUUUUUGAUUUUUAAGAUCAAAGCAAAAUUGAAAUCUUAUAUAAUGGUUAAUAAUAAUCUAGAAUAAUAAAAGAUUCAUCAAAUUUCUAAUUUGAAAAUUUGAUACCAAUAUUUUAAGAAAAUGGAAAUUGUAUAGAUAGUUAUACUCUAAUAAGAAUUGAAAUGAUUUUUUAACUCUAUGAUACUAAACCAGUACUUACCAUUUAAGGUCAAUUAUAAUUUGAUUAUGAAUCUUGGGGACUUAGAAAUAUAACAGUAGACACAGGAUUUUGUUAAGAAAAUUGUUUAGUUUGUUCUGACUUUUCUAAAUGUUCAUAAUGUAUUACUGGAUAUAAACUAUAUAAAAAUAUGUGUGUUUAAACAUGUCCUGUAUAUUCAACUAAUUGUGUUGAUUAUGAAGAUCUUAUUCCAUGUAUAAAUUAUUAAUAAAUUUUAGAUUCUAGAUACCUAGUAAAAGGAUUUUACGAUUUGAAUAUGACAAUAGAUGAUAUAGAUACUUUUUAUGAUGAUGCAACUGAUUCAUCUAAAAAUUAUGCUACUGGAUAAAAAUUUUCUUUUUUAAAUAAAAAAAUAGUAUUGGGUGGAAUUUUAGUCUGGAAUGAUGGAUCAUAUAAAAAGACAUGGACAAUAUCAGAUCCUCAUUAUGCUGUGACAGUUUAUUUUAAUAUUACUUACGGAGAUGAAUAUUCUGGUUAAUUUACAUAUAAAAUUGGUUCUUCUAGUGAUACAUUUUAAGGACCUUUUAAUUAUCCUGGAGGAGGAUCAAAUUUGGUUGGUCGUACAUUUAAAGAGAAAACAGUUUUUUUUAAUUAGAGUUUACCUAACUUUUAGAAUAAUAAUUUAUAUAUUGAAUUUAAAUGUGAUGUUGGUACAGCUAACAUAACAAAAGAGUUUUGUGCAAUAUCUGAAUAUUUCAUUGUUGUUCAUUAUGUAAUAUUUUAUUAUAAUAUAGUGUCGUCCAUUUUGUUCAAGUUGCACAAGUUUGAAUGUAUGUACAGGCACUACUUCAAAUUGUGGAGUAACUUAAUAUUUGUAUUUUAAUUCAACAACUGAAACUUAUAGUUGUAAAGAUUGUAAUCAACCUGGAUGUAGUACUUGUACAAGUGCUGAAAUAUGCACUUAAUGUUUGAAUACUCAAUUUUAUUUAUAAAAUGGAAUUUGUUUAUGCAAACCAUUUACAUUUUAUUAAGUGAAUACUUGUGUUUAAUGUAAUAAGUAUUGUGAAAAUUGUUAUGGAAAUUCCAAGUAUAAUUGUCUUACUUGUGUUGAAGAUUAUCAUAGAGCUAUUUCAAAAAAUUAAUGUUUAUGUUAACCUGGAUAUUAUGAUGAUGGAAUUAAUCUGCCCUGUCUUCCGAUAUGUGGAGAUUAAAUUGUAGUAGAUUAAGAAGAUUGUGAUGAUGGUAAUUAUAAUCCAUUUGAUGGUUGUCAUAAUUGUAAAUUUGCUUGUAACUUUGCAUGUGAUAUUUGCUUUAAUGGAAGAUGUUAUGCAUGUAAAAGUGGAUAUGAAUUAUAUAGCGGUGACUGUCGUUCUAUUUGUUAAAACAAAUCUCUUACUUUGUUAUAAUAAUGCAAUGAGAAUACUAGAAAUUGUGUGAAUUGUUAAUAUGAAUGCUCAAUUAAUUGUAUUGAUUGCCAUUUUGGAAUAUGUCUAUAAUGUAAUGAAAAUGCUGGAUGGUAUGCUCAAAUGGAUGGAACAUGCAAUUCUAUUUGUGGUGAUGGAAUAAUAGUUAAUUUAACUGAAAGAUGUGAUGAUGGUAAUUCUAUUCCAUUUGAUGGAUGUAAUUUUUGUGAAUUUUAAUGCGAUACUUAUUGUCUUACUUGUAUUAAAUCAGAGUGUCUAUCUUGUUAAAAUGGUUAUUAAUUAAUUGAGAAUAGAUGUUUUGCUAAAUGUUAAGAUUAAAUUCUAGUAUAUCCUGAAUAAUGUGAAGAUGGAAAUAUAACAUAAUAUGAUGGAUGCUUUAAUUGCAAAUUUUAAUGUUCUAUAUAUUGCAUAGAUUGCUAAUUUGGAAUCUGUCAACAAUGUGAUGAAUUAAAUGGAUGGUAUUUACAAUCAAAUGGAACUUGUUAAAGUGUUUGUGGAGACAAUAUAACAGUUCAUGAAGUUGAAGAAUGUGAUAAUAAUACUAAUCUUACUAGACUUUGUAAUUAAUGUUAAUAUGUAUGUGAAUAAAAUUGUUUAGAAUGUAAUAAAGGUUUGUGUAGUGUUUGCAUAGAUGGAUAUUAAUUAUUAUCAUCAAUUUAAAAAUGCAUUUAAGUAUGUGAUAAUGGAACUUUAGUUAAGGAUAUUAAUAUUAUUUGUGAGGAUAAUAAUAAUCUUUAAUAUGAUGGCUGUUAUUCUUGUUAAAUUAGCUGUCAAUCAUCUUGUACUUUAUGUACUUUAAAUGGAUGUUAAGAAUGUAAUAAUUAAGGAUGGAAAUUAAAUGAAUAAUAAUAUAAAUGUGAACCCAUUUGUGGAGAUGGUAUAAUUAUAUAAAAUGUUGAAGAAUGUGAUGAUUUGAUAAAUCAGAACUGCUAUCAAUGUAAAUAUAUUUGUUAAGAUUCUUGUUUGAUAUGUCAUAAAGGUAAUUGUUUAAAGUGUUAAAAAGGAUGGUAACUUGAUUUUGAGAAGAAAUGUUAUCCUACAUCUGGAGAUUCUUUUGUAGUUGGAAAUGAGCAAUGUGAUGACUAUAAUUUUAUAAUGAAUGAUGGUUGUUAUCUUUCAUAUUUUUAAUGUUAACAAUCAUGUUUAAACUGUUAAUUUGGAAAUUGUAUCUAAUGUGAACAAGGAUAUUGGAUUAUUGAUGAUCAAUGUUAUGAGAUUUUGAAUGAUGGAUAUAGUGUUGGAAAUGAGUAAUGCGAUGAUAUGAAUUUUUAAGGAUUAGAUGGUUGUUUUAAUGGUUAAUUUGAUUGUCCUGAAGAUUGUGAAUAUUGUUAUAAAGGAUUAUGCUUAAGAUGCAUUUAAGAAUCAAAAUAACUUGAUUAAAUUAAUAAUUAUUGUUAAUCAUUUUGUGGAGAUGGAUAUUUAUCAAAUGAUGAAUAAUGUGAUGAUGCAAACAAUAUUCCAUAUGAUGGCUGUCAUUAAUGUAAAUUUUAAUGUAAUGAUUAUUGCCAUAUUUGUAAUUAUGGUCAAUGUUUAUAAUGUUAUCUUGGAUAUGAAUUAGAUACAAUUAACAAUACUUGUUAAAGUAUUUGUGGAGAUGGGAUUGUUGCACAUGAUGAAUAAUGUGAUUAUGGAGAUUUACGAUUAGAAGAAGAGUGCUAUAAUUGUAAAUUGUAAUGUUAAGAAUAAUGUAUUAAGUGUGUUGAUGGUUAAUGUUUUUAAUGCUAUUCUCCAGGUUGGGAAUUAAAUUCAAUUGAUAUGAAAUGUUAUCCUUUUUGUGGAGAUUAGUUAGUUUAAGGAAAUGAAUAAUGUGAUGAUGGAAAUAAUGAAGAUGAUGAUGGCUGUGUUGAAUGCUAGUUUAAUUGUUAAUAAUAAUGUACACUAUGCAAUAUAAGUGAUUGUUUAGAAUGUGAUGUUGAAGGUUGGUAGCUUUAUAUUAAUAGAUGCUAUCCUAUUUGUGGCGAUAAAUUAGUAUUAGGUAAGGAGGAAUGUGAUGAUGGUAAUCUCAUUCCCUAUGAUGGAUGUUAUGAAUGUAAAUUCUAAUGUUAGGAAUAAUGUGUUGAUUGUGUCAAAGGCAUAUGUAAUAGUUGUAUUGAUCAUGGAUGGGAACUUAAUUAAAAUCAUGUUUGUACUACUAAAUGUGGAGAUGGAAUCACUAUUGAUGAAUAUGAAUAAUGUGAUGAUGGUAAUGAUAUUCCUUAUGAUGGUUGUUAUUAGUGUGAAUUUUAAUGUGAAUAACUCUGUACAUUAUGUCAAUAAGGAGUUUGUUUUGAAUGUAAUUAACUUGGAUGGAUUAUCAAAAAUAAUUAAUGUACUUCUAUAUGUGGUGAUGGAAUUGUAGUUGGAAAUGAAUAAUGUGAUGAUAUGAAUUCUAUUCAAAAUGAUGGUUGUUAUGAAUGUAAAUUUCAAUGUGAUCAAUAUUGUAUUGAUUGUUAAGAAGGAAUAUGCAAUGAAUGCUUAUAAGGAAUGCAUUAAAUCAAUUAAAUUUGUUAACCAGUUUGUGGAGAUGGAUUUCAUUUAUAACCAUUUGAAUAAUGUGAUGAUGGAAAUAAAGAAAGUGGUGAUGGUUGUGAUUUCUAAUGCAAAAUUGAAAAAGAUUGGCUAUGUAUCACUAAUAUAAAUUUUAUUUCUGUUUGUUUAAUCUCAAAAUAACCUGAUUUUACUAUUACUGUCUUAACACCUAAUCCUCAGGAAACAUUUGAUAUUUAAAUUUAAUUCAAUUAACAAGUUAAAAUUUCCCCAAAGAUUUAAAAUGAUUUAAAUGAUCAUAUAACAGCUAGUAUAAUUAAUUUAGAAUAAGAAAAUUAUAGUAUUUAGUAGACCAAAGGAACUACUAGUUCUUAAAAUGAACUGACUGAUAUAGUUCUUUAAUAUAGAAUUUUGUUUCUAUCCUCUAUUGAACAUCCUGUAUUUUAAAUAGAAUUUCAUAAUGAUCCAAUUAUAUCAGAAUACAAUUAAACUCUUACAAAAAGUUAAGGGAAAAUUGAACUUGCUACUCCUAUUGUUUUAGGCUAAACAGAAGCAUAAAUAGCAGAACAAGCUUCAGAUUUUAAUUAAGCAAUCAUAAUUUCACUUGCAAGUCUAUCCUCUGUUUGUUUAUUAACAGGAUAAUCAGAUAUAUUUUGGAAUUUAAUGGAUUAAUUACAAUAUUUAUCGUAUGUAAAGUACAUAAACAUUGAUUUUUCUCCUAAUCUUAACAUAUAUUUUGAAGUUUUUAAGUUUGUAACAAUCUCUCCUUUGAUGUCAGCUAUAGGUAUUGAUAAAUUAUUCGCAGCUUUAGAUGGAAGUGAAAAUUAUUUAGUAGUAACUAAAUACAAAUUUUUGAAGGAUGAUAUCAAUGCAUAUUUCCUUAUAAAUUUUUAAAGUUUUUUGUUUUGCUUUCUAGCAACAUAUCUAAGUUUUUAUAGUGCAAAAAUUUUGCAUCAUUUUCUCAAAAAAAUUGGACAUAUUGAAAUUAAAAAACUUGGUUUUCAGAUUGGUAAACUUGUAAUAAGUACUCGAAAAACACUAUAACUUAAAAUAUCUGAGUUUUAUUAUAAUGCUAUUUUAAGAUUACUAUUAUCAAAUUCAUAUGAUUUAAGUUUUGCAUGUGCCAUUCAAUUAGCAUAUUAUCCAAAAACCAGCAAUACUAUAUUAAUCAUAAAUUAUUACUUAUCAUUUUUAGUUUAUGUUGGUGUAAUUGUGGCUAUCAUAUAUAUAAUUAAUAUUUCAAGUACUUUUUCAAAACAAAACACUUUGAGAAAUAGAUCCAAAUAUUAAGCUAUAUUUGAUGGCAUAAAAGACAACAAUAAAAUGUGGACAUUUCAAUAUAAUUCUCUUUUACUAAUCAAAAAACUAAUUUUUAUAUCUAGUAUUGUAUUUUUGUAAGACAAUGCAUAUAUUUAAGUAAUAGCCAUUUCAUUCCUAUAAUCAUUAUUUUUAAUUCAUUUUAUUCUUAAUAAACCAUUAGAUGAUCGACUUGAAUAUUUUAAGACUUUAAUCACUGAAGUAUUAAUAAUUUUGAAUGUAAUAUCAUUUUUACUUUACCAAUACAAAAAUGAAAUAGAUUUAAAACCAGAAAAAGUGAUCCUUUUAGGAUGGAUGCACAUUUUUUCCUUUUCUUCAAUUUUGGCAGUAACUUUUAUUCUUGAUUCAUCUAAAUAAAUAAAAAAAUUAUUCAAACUUAUAAGAGAAGCACUCAAAAAACCAGAAAGGCCAUAGAAACCAAUGUUUUAUGGAUGUAAUUGA